This is a messenger RNA of Cavia porcellus (domestic guinea pig), 4443 nucleotides long. RefSeq names its product upstream binding transcription factor (gene Ubtf). The transcript has 21 exons. Bases 320 to 2614 code for a protein of 764 amino acids. The record is from RefSeq and is a predicted model, not a curated record. NCBI's taxonomy places the organism in Eukaryota, Metazoa, Chordata, Mammalia, Rodentia, Caviidae.
AAAAACGCGCACACACACACCCGUGGCGACAGGGAGCGGUAGGACGACGCAGGCAGCGGCCGGUGGGGCCAAGGCCGAGCGCGGCGCCCGGCUGAUUGGAGCGGGCGCGGAGAUGGAGGCGGGGGCCGCGGCGCGAGCUCUGCGGGGACUGCGCGGCGCACACGCCCGGCCGGCGCCGCAGCGCUUGGCCCGCUUUCAACCCGCGCCCGCCGGCCGGACCCGCGCCCCCACCCCCAGCCUCGCGCAGCGGCCUCGCAGGUGGCUCUGACCCUGGGUUGCCCAGCCCGCGCGACCGAGGAGGUGUCUGGACAGCUGGAGGAUGAACGGAGAAGCCGACUGCCCCACAGACCUGGAAAUGGCCGCCCCCAAAGGUCAAGACCGCUGGUCCCAGGAAGACAUGCUGACCCUGCUGGAGUGCAUGAAGAACAACCUUCCAUCCAACGACAGCUCCAAGUUCAAAACCACAGAGUCGCACAUGGACUGGGAAAAAGUCGCAUUUAAAGACUUUUCUGGCGAUAUGUGCAAGCUCAAGUGGGUGGAGAUUUCAAAUGAGGUGAGGAAGUUCCGGACAUUGACGGAACUGAUCCUGGACGCUCAGGAACAUGUCAAAAACCCAUACAAAGGCAAAAAGCUCAAGAAACACCCUGACUUCCCAAAGAAGCCCCUUACCCCCUACUUCCGCUUCUUCAUGGAGAAGCGCGCCAAGUAUGCGAAACUCCACCCAGAGAUGAGCAACCUGGACCUGACCAAGAUCCUGUCCAAGAAAUACAAGGAGCUUCCGGAGAAGAAGAAGAUGAAAUAUAUUCAGGACUUCCAGAGGGAAAAACAAGAGUUCGAACGAAAUCUGGCCCGGUUCAGGGAGGAUCAUCCCGACCUUAUUCAGAAUGCCAAGAAAUCGGACAUCCCCGAGAAGCCCAAAACCCCCCAGCAGCUGUGGUACACACAUGAGAAGAAGGUGUACCUCAAAGUGCGGCCAGAUGCCACUACGAAGGAGGUGAAGGACUCCCUGGGGAAGCAGUGGUCUCAGCUCUCGGACAAAAAGAGGCUGAAAUGGAUUCAUAAGGCCCUGGAGCAGCGGAAGGAGUACGAGGAGAUAAUGCGUGAUUACAUCCAGAAGCACCCUGAGCUGAACAUCAGUGAGGAGGGCAUCACCAAGUCUACCCUCACCAAGGCGGAGCGCCAGCUCAAGGACAAGUUCGACGGGCGACCCACGAAGCCACCUCCGAAUAGCUACUCACUCUACUGCGCAGAGCUGAUGGCCAACAUGAAGGACGUGCCCAGCACGGAGCGCAUGGUGCUGUGCAGCCAGCAGUGGAAGCUGCUGUCUCAGAAGGAGAAGGACGCCUACCACAAGAAGUGCGACCAGAAAAAGAAAGACUAUGAGGUGGAGCUGCUGCGCUUCCUGGAGAGCCUGCCCGAGGAGGAGCAGCAACGGGUGCUGGGUGAGGAGAAGAUGCUGAACAUCAGCAAGAAGCAGGCGGGCAGCCCGGCCGCCAAGAAGCCUCCGCAGGAGGGCGGCAAGGCCGGUGCUGAGAAGCCCAAGCGGCCGGUGUCGGCCAUGUUCAUUUUCUCUGAGGAAAAGCGGCGGCAGCUGCAGGAGGAGCGGCCCGAGCUGUCAGAGAGCGAGCUGACCCGUCUGCUGGCGCGCAUGUGGAAUGACCUGUCCGAAAAGAAGAAGGCCAAGUACAAGGCCCGGGAAGCCGCCCUGAAGGCACAGUCCGAGAGGAAGCCCGGCACCGAACGCGAAGAGCGCGGCAAGCUGCCCGAGUCGCCCAAGCGAGCCGAAGAGAUCUGGCAGCAGAGCGUCAUUGGCGACUACCUGGCGCGCUUCAAGAACGACCGGGUGAAGGCUCUGAAGGCCAUGGAAAUGACCUGGAACAACAUGGAGAAGAAAGAAAAGCUGAUGUGGAUCAAGAAGGCGGCUGAAGACCAGAAGCGUUACGAGAGAGAGCUGAGUGAGAUGCGGGCACCCCCGGCCGCAGCCAACUCUUCCAAGAAGAUGAAGUUCCAGGGAGAACCGAAGAAGCCCCCAAUGAACGGUUACCAGAAGUUCUCCCAGGAGCUGCUGUCCAACGGGGAGCUGAACCACCUGCCACUGAAGGAACGCAUGGUGGAGAUUGGCAGCCGCUGGCAGCGCAUCUCACAGAGCCAGAAGGAGCACUACAAGAAGCUGGCGGAGGAGCAGCAGAAGCAGUACAAAGUGCACCUGGACCUGUGGGUUAAGAGCCUGUCUCCCCAGGACCGGGCGGCGUACAAGGAAUAUAUCUCCAAUAAGCGCAAGAGCAUGACCAAGCUUAGGGGCCCAAACCCUAAGUCUAGCCGGACUGCCCUGCAGUCCAAGUCGGAGUCUGAGGAAGACGAUGAAGAGGAUGAAGAUGAGGAGGAGGAAGAGGAGGAAGAGGAGGAUGAUGAGAACGGGGACUCCUCCGAAGAUGGUGGGGACUCCUCAGAGUCCAGCAGUGAGGACGAGAGCGAGGAUGGGGAUGAGAAUGAGGAGGACGAUGACGACGAAGACGAUGAUGAGGAUGACGACGAGGACGAGGACAACGAGUCUGAGGGCAGCAGCUCGAGCUCCUCAUCCUCGGGGGACUCCUCGGACUCGGACUCCAACUGAGGGCUGGCCUGGGUGGCCUUCGAGCCCACGCCCCCAGCUGACCACCUUUGUCUCACCUGUGUCCGGUCCCCCAGCUCCUGGCCUCCCCCACUUUCUUUCUUUCUUUUUCUUUUUUAAACAAAAUAUAGUGGGGGUAGGGGGGCUGGAGGGGCCCAGGCCAGGACUGCAGCCCUGGAGCUAUGGCCCAGGUCCCAAGGGACAGCCACCAUCAGUCUGAGCCUGCACGGGACACAGCUACCACCUGCUCUGCACUUGCAGCUUGGACCUGGACAAUGGACUGGGUGGGCUAGGGUCCUGGGAUUGGAGCCUCGGCACCUGCGGCCCCCCCUGGAGGCGGUGAGCCUUCUCAAGGGGCUGCUGUCCACACGCUGGAACUGGAGUUGGGGAGCAGGGGAGGUGGGCGUCGCGUACUGCAGCUGCCCCUGCCCUGCCCUUCCCCUGCGGGAGGGGGUGCCACCCGGGGUGGGGCAGAAGCAUUUUUUAUAUAUGUGUAUAUAUUUUUUUUUUUUAAGCGCUGAGCUGUCAACGAGACGUUUCCUACCGAUCCCGGCUGCCGUCUCUGUUGUCAUUUCUGGGAGAGGGAGGGUUAGGGGUAGCAGGGGACUUUUUUUAAAUGGUCCUGUGUGUGUGUGGGAGAGUGCGUGUGUGCGUGUGUUCUGUACAUAGCGUGGGUGUGCCUGUGGCCGCGCAUGCUCAGUUCAGUCCUGGAGCCCCGCAAUGCUGUGAGCAGGAAGAAGGUUGGGGAUAGUUGGGACAUGGGCCUGGGGGACCAACUGGCUACAGCUGCCCUUCCUAGGCCCUCUUCUGCUGGUCAUGGCCUCCAAGGCCACUGAAGUGCGUCCUGUAGCCAGUUUCUUCCACCAGGGUCCCAUUCGUCAGCCAGCAUCUGCAGGCCCCUGCCAGCUCACAGCAAGGUGGGACAGGCCAGUGUGGAAUGACCCUGGGAGCAGCUCCCCACACCUUGAGGGGCCAGUGGGGCUGCAGGAUGUUCUGUCAAGAGGUUGCACGUGUCCCUCCUGCCUGGCCUGUGUCCUCUGGCCAGCCAAUUCCUUUAAUUUCUCAGGUCUGUCCCCUUUUCUACCCCAGCCCCACAGCAGGGGCCACCUGCAGCUGGCCCCAAACCCUGGCUUGACUAUGCCACACUCUUGGUACCCAGAGUCUUCAGCUCUUCCUAAGGCAAGCCACAGCCUCCCUGGAUUUUUCUUUUCAAUCACACCUGCCCUCUAUUGAAGGGGGGCUUUGCUUUCCCAGCACCCUCUUCUGAAUAGAAGGAAGCCCAGGAUAGGGAGGGAUCCGGCAGGGAGGCAGGGCAGUGGGCCCCAGGCCCUGGUGCUGGGUAGGGGCCAGGACAGGACCCCAGGCCUGCUCCCUUCCACUCCAGGCCCUAAUAUUGGGCACAGGGUUUACAGUUCUGUUCCCCAGGAUCCCUACAAGGUGUCUGCCCUGUGUUUGAGUGCCGGCACUGUUAUGCUGUGCUGGAACACAGCUCCACUUCAAGCAGCUUUCAACAGGAUUUUUUUUUUUUUCCUGUUUUAAAAACAGAAAUUCUUACAGUGCAGGCAGGGCCACGGGGACAGGGAUUGGUGCUUUAAGAGGUCGUGCUGAGUGCAUUUUGGCACUGGGUCGGUCUGGCUGGGGUGGGAGGGCCCUCCAUCCCCCUGCCCCCCUUUUUUCUAAUAAUUAAGGCGUGUUUUGUAGGUUUCAACGAUAGCCACCUUGAAUUUGUACUUUGGGAGAUGGGAGGGAGUGGCCUGUUGUCUACCUAAGCUGAUGGCCGACUGUGGAUGUUUUGUUUUCCCCUUUUGUACAAUAAAGUGAAAAAGAUUUGA